Talaromyces proteolyticus is the source of this 2391-nucleotide messenger RNA. RefSeq names its product putative potassium ion transporter. The record is from RefSeq and is a predicted model, not a curated record. The coding region runs from base 1 to 2391 and encodes 796 amino acids. Gene Ontology annotation, biological process: potassium ion import across plasma membrane; intracellular potassium ion homeostasis. Gene Ontology annotation, cellular component: plasma membrane. Gene Ontology annotation, molecular function: high-affinity potassium ion transmembrane transporter activity. NCBI's taxonomy places the organism in Eukaryota, Fungi, Ascomycota, Eurotiomycetes, Eurotiales, Trichocomaceae. The transcript is spliced from 2 exons.
AUGUUCGGGCAUGCGAUGUCAGUGUGUAAGACUGCCUUGAGGCGCAUCGAUGCGAUUCACAGCAAAAUACCUUACAUUCGAACCAUCAGGUUCAAUUUCAUUACAAUACACUAUAUUUAUCUCAUUACUUGGACGAUUGUUGGGUCGGUGGUCGUCUUCGCCGGUAGUCCGAUGAGAUAUAUUGACGCCCUCUUUUUUUCCUCUGGCGCUGCUACCCAGAGCGGGCUGAACACCAUCGAUUUUAAUCUUGUGCCAACAUAUGCACAGAUUUUCUUGUAUAUUAUUUCAAUGUGGACGAAUCCGAUCGUCAUCCACUCGUUUGUUGUCUUUGUCCGCCUAUAUUGGUUCGAAAAAAGGUUCGAAAAAAUUGCGAGGGACGCUCGUGCUUUGCGUCACACCAGGUCAAGAACUUUUACCACAGGGGGAGAUCAACAUGACGCUGGGCGAGAAGAACAGGGUGUCCGUGGCCAGUCAAUUGUCGUUCUCCGUAAUGAGGCUGGAGAGGCGCGCGACACUGUGCAGGAUAUCCCCAAGGCCGAGGCUGAAGGUAGCUCAGAGACAGGGUCUUCCAAUGGAAAUGAGGAAAUUCGCCAAGGAUCCGUUACGUCUGACGGACAUGCCAACGGUACCCUUUCGCCUGGUGAAGAAAUACGUCUCCCUACUCAACGCAGCACUGAACACCACAUCGCCUUCCUGGAGCAUCAGCGCGCCGACAAAGGCACCUUGCGUAUACCCAGUCCCCGAGAGUACGAUCGUGGGGGGGUCCCACAAGCCUUAGAUGAUGUGCUAGAGACUCCAUCUAGCCCAAAGACCCGGCCGGCCGUCGAAGAGUCGCAGGAUACGGCGAAUGAUCUUGGCAACCACAUUACGAUCAACGAGCCCGAUAUGAUGCGUCUUAGAACACGCACAGGCACAUUCCCUCGAAUGGAAUCUCGCCGUACCACUGCUCGCGAUGAAGAAGGAGAGCCGUCGAAUCUUGCACGGAGCCGUACACGAAGAGGCACCUUCACUGGUAUUUUCCGGUCACUUACGCAAGAACAAGAGAAAGAUACGAUGCCAUACCUGAGUUGGAACGCCACGAUUGGCAGAAAUUCUGCCUUUGUUGCCUUGACGGAAGAGCAACGUGAGGAAUUGGGUGGCAUCGAAUAUCGCGCACUGAAAACCCUAGCCCUAGUUCUUAUCGGCUACUUCUUUGGCUUUCACAUUUUGGGAAUUAUAUGUCUAACACCAUGGAUCCUCCACAGCGAACGCUAUGGAGCUAUUGUUACAGGUGAUGGACAAGGCCGCCCGUGGUGGGGUAUCUUCACAUCCCAGUCAUCGUUCAACGAUGUUGGGUUCACUUUGACACCUGAUUCGAUGAUCUCUUUCGGUGAUGCCAUAUUCCCGCUCCUACUCAUGAGUUUUCUCAUUGUCAUCGGAAACACUGGAUUCCCUUGCAUGCUACGGUUUAUCAUCUGGGUUCUUUCAAAGUUUACGACUGACGGUAGCCCAUUAUGGGAGGAACUUCGUUUCUUAUUAGACCAUCCGCGUAGAUGCUUCACUUUGCUUUUCCCUCGCAACGCGACAUGGUGGCUCUUUGCUAUUUUGGUGAUUAUGAAUGGGCUUGAUCUAAUAUUCUUCAUUAUUCUCGACAUCAACGACCCUACCAUCACUGCAAUUCCAGGAGGAAUUCGUGUCGUAGAUGGCCUUUUCCAGGCAGUUUCGACCCGAACGGCAGGUUUUGGCGUUGUCAAUCUCUCGGACCUUCAUCCAGCAAUUCAGGUGUCGUAUCUGAUCAUGAUGUAUAUUUCUGUCUUUCCCAUCGCCAUCUCCAUGCGACGAACAAAUGUGUAUGAAGAAAAAAGCCUAGGUAUAUAUAACUCUGCCCAGGAAGAUGAAGAAGAUAUCCAUGAACCUAGUUACAUUGGGGCGCAUUUACGCCGACAACUUAGUUUCGACUUAUGGUACAUUUUCCUAGGAUUGUUCGUCAUCUCAAUCGUGGAAGGCACCCGCAUUCAAAAUAACACUGAAUAUGUCGCAUUCACAUUAUUUGCGGUGCUUUUUGAAAUCGUCUCGGCAUACGGAACGGUCGGGUUGUCCUUUGGAUAUCCAAACACCAAUGCCUCGUUCUCCUCGCAAUUCAGCGUGAUUUCAAAGCUAGUUAUCAUCGCAAUGCAGCUCCGCGGCCGACAUCGUGGGUUGCCUUAUGCGUUGGAUCGCGCCAUUCUUCUUCCAUCCGAGUCCCUGCAUCAAAAAGAACAGGCCGAUGCGGAGCGGCGCAUCCGUCGUCGAGCGUCUAACGCUAGCAACAUGUCGGCUGUCAGUGGCCGUGCCUCUGGCGUAUUUCGAGCUGAAACCGGCCUGUCGAUAGGCAGUAGAAGUAGGGCUGGGCGCUCGGCGGAGCGUUUGUGA